AUUGACUAACUUCCGGGCAGACUGCCGAGAUUGAGCUGAGGCUGAUCGGUUACAAAAGUUUACAGUUUUUGUUGCUGAAGUUUGAUGUGUUGGGUAUGAUAGCUUAAAACAUGGGGUCAUUAAGUGGUACUAAUGUUUUUAGCCAUAACAUUCCGACUCUCACUUGAAACAUGGCUGCUUACGAGGAGAUACAGGACGAACUGAUCAGGGCCUGGGUCAUACAACAGCAACAAGACAAGAUGAAGAGGGAGCAGCCCAUCUACACCACCAAGGCUCAUGUGUUCCAGAUAGACCCCCAGACCAAGAAGAACUGGAUGCCCGCCAGCACAGUGGCUGUUAGUGUAGCCUACUACUAUGACAGCAACAGGAACUCCUACAGGAUCAUCAGUGUGGAGGGAACCAAGGCCAUCAUUAAUAGCACCAUCACACCUAACAUGACCUUCACCAAGACAUCACAGAAGUUUGGACAGUGGUCAGAUCCAAGGGCUAACACAGUGUAUGGACUGGGCUUUGCUACAGAGGCAGAUCUUCAAAAGUUUAUAGAAAAGUUUCAAGAGGUGCGUGAGCUAGCUAAGCAGACACCUGGUGAGAGCAAUGGUUCAGGAGAACCCCACUCCCCCCUGGCCACCCACCCUGUACAUGCUGCACCACUACAUUCCAGGAAUUCCAGUGUGUCUAGUAAUCAGAGUGAUGGGUCUGAAAAACAACAGCGUUUGUCUACCUCCGGUCUUCCUACAGUUGAAUACCAGCUCAAGUAUGAAAAUGACAGGCUAAAGAUUGCUCUAGCACAGAGCUCUGCCAAUGCUAAAAAAUGGGAAAUUGAACUCCAGACAUUAAAAAACAACAAUGCUCGUCUGACUACUGCUCUGCAAGAAAGCACUGCUAAUGUAGAAGAAUGGAAGAAACAACUAGCAGCAUACAAAGAGGAGAGUGCCAAAUUGAAAAAACAGACAAUUGAGUUAGAGCAGACUGCUAAUGAUGAGCAAAUUUCUGGGCUGCAGCAGCAGUUAAAGGAAACCACAGAACAACUGCAGGCUGUUGAACAAGAAAGGGACAGCACUACAGAGGUAGUGAAUAUAAAUAUUUAUUAG
Messenger RNA from Lingula anatina, 1091 nucleotides. Its product is annotated as homer protein homolog 2. The record is from RefSeq and is a predicted model, not a curated record. Gene Ontology annotation, biological process: G protein-coupled glutamate receptor signaling pathway. Gene Ontology annotation, molecular function: G protein-coupled glutamate receptor binding. NCBI's taxonomy places the organism in Eukaryota, Metazoa, Brachiopoda, Lingulata, Lingulida, Lingulidae.